AUGGCUGUACAUGAAAUCUGUGAACGACGUCUUGAACCCAAGGCUUUGAUUGAUGCUCUUCGUUAUCAUCCAGAAAUUUUAUGCAUUAUUAAUCUUGUUAUACUUAUUUAUUCCGUAAUAACGAAAAAUGAAGAUAAUAUUUCAAGCAGAAUCAAAUCAUCGAUACCUUUAUUCGUUUUAACAAUUUAUUAUACAUUUGGACUCUUAGUUGUUUAUAAAUAUUAUCGAAUUGGAGUUCUCGUUUUUGCAUGGAUUGGAGCUCUUUUAUUUGUAGCAGCAUCUCUUUUUAUCGGCUGGAUCUUCUUCGUUAUUAUGAUACUCAUUGCACAUUACAAUAGAAUGAGCAUUGUGUUUGAAUUUCUCUUGAAAUUUGGACUUACAUUUGGUCUUUUUGCUGGUAUUGUGAUUCUAACUCUUAAACUGGCUUUCAAUUUGGCAAAAUCAAUUAAAAUGAUUGGAUAUACAAAUGUUUAA
Messenger RNA from Rotaria sp. Silwood2, 474 nucleotides. Lineage: Eukaryota; Metazoa; Rotifera; Eurotatoria; Philodinida; Philodinidae. The record is from the annotation of a GenBank genome assembly.